Molecule: messenger RNA, 811 nt
Organism: Gongylonema pulchrum
Lineage: Eukaryota; Metazoa; Nematoda; Chromadorea; Rhabditida; Gongylonematidae
Source: the annotation of a GenBank genome assembly
AUGGGAGUACAAUUCCAUACCCGCCUCAAGCAAAACUGAUGCGCAGUGGUCUCGCGAAGUCUUCCAUGAAUUUUACUAUCUGGUUAUUCCUUUUAAUUCUUUUGCUGUUGAUGCUGAUCCUCCUCUACCUGUGCUACCAGAAAUGCAAGGAGAAGCGUGCACUGUCCCGCGUUGGCAGUGCCGAUGCGAACCAGCGUUUGGUUAGUGGUGUCGAUACGCAGCACCCAACUACUUCCGGAAUUUCGCCACAUCUGGGUGCUACUGAAUUCACGAAAACUGAUACUGCUGGUGCAAAAACAACAACAACAACUACUACUGCAACAGUAACAACCACAACAACAGCUAUUACUACAAAUGCAAUGACUAGCGCAGCUAACAACACUGGUGCUGACGGUGGCCAGGUAAUAAUGGCAUUAGAUGCAAAUUCAGGCAACGGCACCCAAGGUGCAACAUCAAGGCAAGCAACUGCACUGACAAUUCCGGGUCAAAACCCGCAUUCAGCACGACAGUUAAAUUUGGAACGGAUUGAACCAACUGUGCUGACAAUCGAACCGCGUUACGACUCCCGGCAACUAACAGAAGAGCGCCUUUCAGCGCCCAGCCGGAACAAGCAAAACGUGCUAUACGGAGAGCGAGAGGGUACAACAAGUGGUACUCGGACAAGAGAGGAAACACUGCUGAAACUUCGUCGCGGUGAGCUGUUCGAACGCCCUCGGAUGUCCGUUCUGGACCAUACGUCAGCAAUCAGCUUGGAUGAAUUCUGGAACAAAAAUGACACUUCAACAAUUGUUCGGAAUGAGAGGAGCUGAAG